Molecule: messenger RNA, 3383 nt
Organism: Nematostella vectensis (starlet sea anemone)
Lineage: Eukaryota; Metazoa; Cnidaria; Anthozoa; Actiniaria; Edwardsiidae
Product: 26S proteasome non-ATPase regulatory subunit 1
Exons: 26
Coding region: 127-3135 (1002 amino acids)
Biological process (GO): regulation of protein catabolic process; proteasome-mediated ubiquitin-dependent protein catabolic process
Cellular component (GO): proteasome storage granule; proteasome complex; nucleus
Molecular function (GO): enzyme regulator activity
Source: RefSeq, a predicted model, not a curated record
GCGAAAGGCCAGGCUACGUAGCUACUCCCGGCUUUGAAGAAAAAAGGACAAGAUUUCUGUCCAUGAGGGUGUGAAUUUUCCACUUUAAACCCCUUUAUACUAUCCUAGAGCCAGUAUUACCCAACUAUGAAGAUGAGUCUAACAUCAGCAGCUGGGAUACUGGCUUUACUGGAUGAGUCUGAAUCAGAUCUCAAGGUUUUUGCACUUAGUAAACUUAACAGCAUAGUGGAUGAUUUCUGGGCUGAGAUUUCAGAAUCUGUGGACAAAAUUGAAGUACUUUAUGAAGAUGAAUCAUUCAAACACAGACAGCUCUCGGCACUUGUUGCUUCCAAGGUGUACUAUCAUCUGGGCGCAUUUGAAGACUCUCUCACAUACGCACUUGGUGCAGGUGACCUCUUUGAUGUCAAUGGCCACUCCGAAUAUGUAGAAACUACUAUUGCUAAAUGCAUAGACCACUACACCAUGCAGCGACAGAAACAGGCAGAUAAUUCAGAUGAGAAAAUCAAUAUUGAUGCAAGACUAGAGGCUAUUGUCAAUAGGAUGUUCAGACGAUGCUUUGACGACUGCAAAUAUAAACAGGCUGUAGGAAUUGCUAUAGAGACAAGACGGCUGGAUAUAUUCAAACAAGCUAUACUCAAAUCUGAUGACAUUCCUUUCAUGCUGCAGUACAGCCUCAAGGUCUGCAUGUCUUUAGUACAAAGCAGACAGUUCAGGAAUCAGAUACUCAAAGUGCUAGUGGAGCUCUAUCUGCACCUGGCCACACCUGACUAUAUAAGUGUAUGCCAGUGUUUUAUUUUCCUGGAUUACCCUCAAGGUGUAGCGGACAUUCUUGAAAAGCUAGUCAAGGAUAAUGAGAAGGAUCAGACCCUGAUGGCAUACCAGAUAGCCUUUGACCUUUAUGAGAAUGCCACACAACAGUUCCUGUCAGUUGUCAUAGCAGCCUUACAAGCAACAGUGCCUUUCAGCUCAAGCUCAUCUGCUGAGACUAAGACUGAGAAGAAUGACACAGAGAAAAAUGGGGAUGUGGCCAUGGAUACAGACGAGGAAAAGAAUACUGCGGUGGAGAAACCAAAGCAUGAGGCUCAACUUAGUGAGAGUGACAAGGCACUACAAGACAAAGUCUCAAAACUGGCUGCUAUACUGCGCGGCGACACCUCCAUCGCCCUGCACCUUGAGUUUCUCAUCAGAAAUAACCAUGCAGACUUACUGAUCCUGAAGAACACCAAGGACUCCGCUAGAAACUCUGUCUGUCACACUGCUACCGUUAUCGCCAACUCUUACAUGCACUGUGGGACAACAAGUGACACAUUUUUAAGAAAUAACCUGGAGUGGCUUGCAAGGGCAACUAACUGGGCCAAAUUCACAGCAACAGCCAGUCUUGGUGUCAUUCAUAAGGGACAUGAGCAAGAUGCUCUAAAGCUGAUGUCCUCCUACCUCCCCAAGGAUGGGACAGGUGGUAGUGCCUACCAGGAGGGCGGCGGCUUAUACGCCCUGGGCCUCAUCCACGUCAACCACGGUGGCAACAUCACAGAGUACCUUCUUCAGCAGCUAAAGGAGGCUACGACAGACAUGGUGCGGCAUGGUGGCUGCCUGGGCCUCGGAUUGGCCUCCAUGGGCACAGCAAAGCAAGAUGUGUAUGAGCAGCUCAAGUUUAAUCUGUACCAGGAUGAUGCCAUCACGGGCGAGGCAGCAGGGCUGGCCAUGGGUUUGGUUAUGCUUGGCUCCAAGUCUGCGGCGGCAAUCGAGGACAUGGUGGGAUAUGCGCAGGAGACACAACACGAGAAGAUACUCAGAGGGCUGGCAUUAGGCAUCUCAUUGGUCAUGUAUGCCCGCAUGGAAGAGGCAGAUGCACUUAUUGAGAGCCUGUCACGUGACAAGGAUUCCAACCUGAGGCGUAGUGCCAUGUACACAGUAGCUAUGGCGUACUGUGGAACAGGAAACAACAAGGCUAUCAAGCGGCUACUACAUGUCGCAGUCAGCGAUGUCAGUGAUGAUGUCAGACGUGCAGCGGUGACAGCGCUUGGUUUUAUUCUGUUCCGUACCCCUGAGCAGUGUCCAAGUGUUGUCUCAUUACUCUCUGAGAGCUACAACCCACACGUGCGUUAUGGGGCCGCCCUGGCACUGGGAAUCGCAUGCGCAGGGACAGGGUUGAAGGAAGCAAUCAACCUGCUAGAGCCCAUGACCAAUGACCCUGUUAACUACGUCAGACAGGGCGCCCUGGUGGCUAGUGCACUCAUCCUGAUCCAGCAGACGGAGCACACCUGCUCCAAGGUAGCCAAGUUCCGCGAGAUAUACGCCAAAGUCAUCUCAGACAAACACGAAGACGUCAUGGCCAAGUUUGGCGCCACUCUUGCACAGGGCAUUAUUGACGCAGGUGGUCGUAACGUGACAGUGUCGCUCCAGUCACGUGCCGGUCACAUGCACAUGGCCAGUGUGGUGGGACUUCUCGUGUUCACUCAUUACUGGUUCUGGUUCCCACUUGCUCACUUCCUCUCCCUCGCGUUCACACCCACAUCCAUCAUUGGACUCAACUCGGACCUGAAGAUGCCCAAGAUGCAGUUCAGAUCUAACGCCAAGCCAUCUGUAUACGCCUACCCAGAGCCUCUCAAACCCCCCAAGAAGGAGGAGAAGGAGAAGGUCACCACCGCCAUCCUAUCAGUCACGGCCAAGGCCAAGGCACGCGCCAAGAAGCAAGAGUCCACAGAAGAGAAGAUGGAUGUGGAGCAGGAAGUUACUAAGACCGAGACAUCAAAGGAAAAAGAUGGCAAAGGAGGCGAGAAAGCGAAGGAGAGCGAGAAAGAAGAAGACGUUGCCACUGAGAAGAGCGAGCAGGAAAAGAACGAGAAAGUCGAGAGCGACAAGCCUGAACCCGAGCCAGACUUCCAGAUGCUGGAAAACCCCGCGCGGGUACUGCCGCUACAGCUGAAAGUCAUCUCGCUCCCUGACGACAAUCGCUACCAACCACUCAAAUCGUGUAAUAUCGGCGGUAUCAUCAUGAUGACUGACUCGAAGUCAGACGAGCCCGAGGAUCUGAUUGAACCACUUCCAGCAUCGUCGACGGUUGGCAUCGGCGCAGAGGAGGAAGAAGACGAACCCGAACCACCGGAACCGUUCGAAUACGUGGAUGAGGACUAAACACAUCCCCACCCCACCCCUGUAGGGACAUACACAGAAUCGCGCGCGCGGUGCCCACCUCGCGUGUCAUCAGAUACUCCCCUCGCGUGUCAUCCGAUGUGUUUUGUGAUAAAUUAUAGAGCAGUAUCGUGGAUUCUGUGGUAGCGCCGUUGCGUCGCGCCUGGACGUGGUACACCAGUGGUUGUAGUCAGCGUUCUAUGUUUACAUUUGCAGAUUGUACCACCACAUAAUAAAACAAUGAUAAAUUA